CAGUAAACAGCAGCUUGCUCGUUGUAAAUUUAGCAGUUCUCACUGUCAGCGCUUUCACUAAGCAAGCUCUCUCUCUCUCUGGAAAAAGACAUGAAACCCAGUUCCCAACUGCUGCUUCGUCACUGUUCAUAGCAUUCUUUUAUCUUGCUUUUCCACUACUUUUCCUUACUUUCUUCAGAAAAUCUAGCAAGGGUCUUAGCAACAGCAUAGGAAUGUAUAAAAACCAACUGCAAGAGUUGGCUCAAAGAAGCUGCUUCAAUCUGCCAUCUUAUUCUUGUAUAAGGGAAGGACCAGAUCAUGCUCCUCGAUUCAAAGCUACUGUCAAUUUCAAUGGAGAGACUUUUGAAAGCCCUGCCUUUUGCUCUACUCUGAGGCAGGCAGAACAUGCAGCUGCUGAGGUAGCACUCACCACACUUGCAAGCAGAGGUCCUUCCAGAGCAUUAGCUGCUAGAGUUUUGGAUGAAACUGGAGUCUACAAAAAUUUGCUUCAAGAGACUGCUCACAGAGCUGGCUUGAAACUUCCAGUGUAUACCACUGUACGUUCAGGGCCUGGCCAUGUUCCUGUUUUCUCAUGUACAGUUGAACUUGCAGGAAUGAACUUUACUGGGGAGCCAGCAAGGACCAAGAAACAAGCUCAGAAGAAUGCAGCAAUGGCUGCCUGGUCUGCCCUAAAAAGAUUGGUUCAACAUGGCUCAUCCUCCAGUUCAUCAUCUUCUUCUGUGGAGAAUAAAAAAGGAGGUGAAGAGCAAGAACAAGUUGUAAUUGCUCGUUUUCUCGCAUCUCUACAACCAUCAGAAUUAAAGAACUCAAAGCAAAGUGAUUGCCAUCGGGGAAAGGAGAAAUUUAUCCCUGUAUGCAAGGACUUGACCCCUCCAACACCAAGCUUAUAUCCUAUGCAGUGCCAGAACUGGGCAUAUCCUGGCUUUUCCCAUGAAAUGGCCAUAUACCAAAUGUGGCAACAAGAACAAUUGUUGCAGUUGCAAAGCCGUUUGUUGACGCUUCAUGUUCCACCAGCUCCUCCUCCUGGCCCUCAGAUUCUUCCAUAUAUGCAGUCUAUACUCCCUCAAGAUUCUCGUCUAUUUGUUCCUGUGAGAGAGCGGGAACCAGUACCUGUAGGUCCCAGAAUUACAAUUUCCACCUCAGGACCAUUAUUGUACUGCUCAGAUAAUGUGGCCUCUGAUCCAAUCAGGGAAAAGUCCAAAGUUACCAUUCAGGAAAUACACGAGGAGAAGAGUGAAGAAUUAUCCGAGUGCUCUCCAUCUUUGGUUCCAGAUCCUCCUGUUCUGAGCAACUUCAAUACUGAAGCGAGAUUUGAUGAUUCAAGUCAUGAGGAUGAAAAACCGAAAAGUGAUGCAAUAGAAAGCAAACUUGAAAAUGUUCAACUAGGAGGACACCAUACUGAGCAAUUCGAGAAGGCUUCCUUCAGGAGCAUGGCUUCAGGAUACACACAUGUAGACUUCAGAGUGCAAAGCCUACGUGGUUCCAACUCUUCCCAUUCUACUUCUCAAUAUCCCCGAAGAUCAAGUUUGACAAGUUGUAGACCACCUCUGUCUGUAGCACCUCCUGUAACAAUCAGAACCAUGGAGCCUAGACCAUCUUCAGCACCACCUGUAAGAAUCAGAAAUAUGGGACCUGUUUGUUCUGUUCCCAGAGCACGAGAUUUGGCAGCACAAGUUCCAGCUCCACCAAGAAUGAGAACUGGAGGUUCUUUGUAUUCAGGCAGACCCCAGCCUCAAAGAAUGGACUUUGGUGGAUUGCAUCCCUGUUCCAUGGCACCAGCAGUCCGAAUAAGAUCAGUCGUACCAGUCUGUUCAGCUCCACCAGCAAGGAAAAUGCCAACUGCUGGGCAAGAGGGAGCAUCACCUAGCAAAGAGAAGGAAGAUACAGUACCUGAAGAUGUCUCAGCGGCAAGUUCAGAACUUGGCAAACUUAGAACAUGAGCGCAGUAUAGACACUAGAAUUCAUCCUAUUCCUUCAUUUAGUGGUUAGUUUAUGCAGUUGAGUCUGUGGAGGUGUUUGGGCACCCAUGAUAUGUAAUCAUUAUAAAUGUGGAGCUGCUACAGAUAAUUUAUAUAUAAAUAUACAUUUGAAAGUCAUAUUCUUUAAAGUUAAUGAGGAUUGAUUUUUUUUCUCC
This is a messenger RNA of Manihot esculenta (cassava), 2134 nucleotides long. RefSeq names its product double-stranded RNA-binding protein 2. The record is from RefSeq and is a predicted model, not a curated record. NCBI's taxonomy places the organism in Eukaryota, Viridiplantae, Streptophyta, Magnoliopsida, Malpighiales, Euphorbiaceae. Bases 213 to 1940 code for a protein of 575 amino acids. Gene Ontology annotation, molecular function: double-stranded RNA binding. The transcript has 4 exons.